Phytophthora nicotianae INRA-310 is the source of this 1052-nucleotide messenger RNA. RefSeq lists its product as hypothetical. The record is from RefSeq and is a predicted model, not a curated record. The coding region runs from base 57 to 701 and encodes 214 amino acids. NCBI's taxonomy places the organism in Eukaryota, Oomycota, Peronosporomycetes, Peronosporales, Peronosporaceae. The transcript has a single exon.
CAGCCAAACGUCCCUCCCGGAUUUGAUUGUGACAAAUUGAAGAACUUUACAAGACGAUGGAACUACCCGAAGACGCCUACGAAGACGAGUUAAUUGACGCCUUCGACGCCCCAGAGUCUGAGGCCCCGACGCCUACGAAGCCUCCCGCCACUUCACCGCCGUUUAAUAGCGUUAAUAUUGGACAACCGAUACGUCCGAAGGUUCAGGAAUCUCUGUACCCGACGUUUAAUGACACGCUUAAGAAAUCAGAAGCUCCUAUCGUGCAGCCGUCUAAGGCGAAUAGCGUCGGUAUUAAAGAGAUACAGCAGCACAGUUUCCCACCUCCGCUUGUUCAAGUGUAUCGGGAGGAAGAGUUGAUGUCGGAGGAGGAAUUACAUAGAAAACAGCAGCAGAUUGAGCGAGAUAUGCGAGUGUAUCAAGAGCGGUUUGAUCAUGUGGCAAAAGCUCUGGCGGGGGAAACUGCUCAUCAGAUUCGGGAGCGCAAGAAGCGCGAGGUGGAACGACUGGAGCGACAGGAAAAGCGGCACGAGGCCAUGGAGACGCGCUUGCAGCAUCAGAUUGAGAGAUUAGAGGAGAGAGAAGAGCGACGAGCUCGAAUUCAAGCGAGGCACCACCGAACGAGCAGAAGCCCGUCUCCUAGUAGUGAUCACGAGGAUUUAGACGUCUUAGCAGAGGAUAAUGGACAUGACAAACAAGAAUAAAGACGGCAACAUUCACAACUUGGAUGGUAACCAAGAGACCUAGUGAACGGCUAAGGCAACGACAGGGGCUUCGUUUCGCGAACGAGGUACGCGUAGGUAUCCGGAUCGUCCUUCAACAGAGGCUGCAGCUUGUCGUGGACCUCUUUGUGGUACGCGUUAAGCCACUUGAUCUCCUCGGGCGUGAGAAGACUCGCGUCGAUGAGUUUCUGCUGAAUUGGAGCCAUGGUGAGCGUCUCAAACUCGCAGAAAUCGCGGUUAAGCGGACUCUUGAUGUGAUGAGCCUGGCAAAGAUACAGUAGUUAAAUAUACGAAGCCAGAACCACGGAAAUAUACACGACUUACCUUCUUGAC